Hansenula ciferrii is the source of this 2172-nucleotide messenger RNA. RefSeq names its product protein kinase NNK1 (gene NNK1). The record is from RefSeq and is a predicted model, not a curated record. The transcript has a single exon. Gene Ontology annotation, biological process: mitotic DNA damage checkpoint signaling; protein phosphorylation. Gene Ontology annotation, cellular component: nucleus. NCBI's taxonomy places the organism in Eukaryota, Fungi, Ascomycota, Saccharomycetes, Phaffomycetales, Wickerhamomycetaceae. Gene Ontology annotation, molecular function: ATP binding; protein serine/threonine kinase activity. Bases 1 to 2172 code for a protein of 723 amino acids.
AUGACAAACAUAGCCACUCCUCAAAAGAUCAAAAAAGGACUCUCAAGAAGAUACGUUCCACCUAGUUUUGAUUUAAAUGAUGAAUAUCUGCCUGAAGAUUUCUCCACACCUCAGUUAGCUCAAAGUUUUUAUCAACAAAUUCAAAAUGAUGAAAUUGAAUCAAAUAGAUCAAAUAUCUUAUUACAAAACUCUAGUUUCACUCCAAAAGGUUCAAUUUCAAGAUCAAAUUUAAGAAAUCGAAUUCCAAGUUCUCCAAAUAAUCCUUUUAAAUUGAAAAAAUCAAAACCUUAUGGUCAAUUACAAAAUAUUGAAAAUAAUAAUAACAAUAAUAGCAACAACAAUAAUAAUAAUCCUUAUCUGAAUAGAAUUUUUUCAGAAAAUGAAACUUCAAAUUUUAGUCAAAUUAAUGGUAGAAGAAUUUACAAUGAUCAAAAACAUAGACCUCAUAGAACUACUGAUUACUAUGAUCAACAAACUGAAUUAGUACCUGAUUUACCUCAAAGUUCUUCUUUAAGAUCUUUUUCGAAUUUUUAUCAUUCAACUUCAGUAUCAUCAUCAGUAUCAAUAUCAAAUUCAAAUUCAAAUGAUUAUACUUCAAAUAAAUCUGGUCUUGAAGAUGAAUAUAUUCCAGAUUUUGAUUUUAGUAAUACUAUUCAACAAUGGACUCAUUCUUAUUAUGGACAUGGUGAUAAUAAUUCUUAUGAUUCUUCAUUAACUGAUAGUGUUCCAUCCUCAUAUAUAUCAAGACCUUUAACUCCAGUUGGUCAAUUACAUUCACAAGUUAGUCCUGUUUCAGUUCCAAGACCUUCAAAUAUUUCCACAAAUUUCAAAACAUCAAGUAAUGAUGAUGAUCAAUCUUUAACAAAUGAUGAAGAAUCUGUUAUAUCUAAAUUACCUCAAGAUUUUACUGAUUUACCAUUUAGUGUAAGAAGAAAAUUAUUAGCUGAUUUAUCACCAAAUGGAAAUUUAGAAGCUUUAAAUAAAAUUAUUAAAAAAAAAUUUAAAAAAAAACCAAAAUCUUCUCCUGCUGCUCAAUUUUUAUCAAGUUUUAGUGAACGUUCCAAUAAACAAGAUGAUAAUAUCAUAUUGGAUCAUAAAUUAGGUAGUAUUAUUGGAUUUGGUGCUUGGGGUAUUAUAAGAGAAUGUUUAGGAUUUGAUGGAAUUCAAAGAGCUAUGAAAAUUGUUCGAGUUAAAAAUGAAGGUGCAAAAGAAUUUUUCAGAAGAGAAACAAAUAUUUGGAAUCAAUUAAAUCAUGAAAAUAUUUUAAAAUUAAUUAACGUUAAAGAAACUAAUGUUGCAAUAUUUUGUCUUACUGAAAGAGCUUAUGGUGGUACAUUAUUUGAAAUUGUUUCAAAUUGGGGCACUUCCCCAUCAAAAAUUAUUGAAACUAAUGAAAGAUUAAUUAAAAUACGACAAUAUUGUAAAGGUUUACUUUUAGGUUUACAACAUAUGCAUUUUAAAGGUAUUGUUCAUGGUGAUGUUAAAUUAGAAAAUUGUUUAAUUGUGGAAAAAAAUUCAACAAAAAUUUGGUUAUGUGAUUUUGGUAUGAGUUUAAGAUUUAAAACACCUGUUGAUUUAAAUGAAAUUCCAAUUCCUGGUAGUGGUAAUAAAAUUAGACGUCCUUCAAUUCCAAGAUCUUAUUCAGGUAAUGAUAAUUUUUUUAAACCAAAAUCUUUAACUAAAUUAUAUUCUGAAACUUCUUCAAAUGAUACACAUAAAAGUACUGAUGAUUUAUUAUCAAAACCUUCAAAUAAUAAUAAUAUUCAAAAUUCAAUUCAACAACAUCAUUUAGAAAAACCUAUACAACCUGAACCAUUUGAAUAUAAUUCUAAAAAUAAUAAUGAUUCAAAUAUCCCACAUUCUCAUAUUGGUUCUUUACCUUAUGCAGCACCAGAACUUUUAGAAGCUCAACCACCACCAUUAGGUCCUUCAGCUGAUGUUUGGGCUUUUGGUAUAUUAUUAUAUACAAUGAUUACAGGUAAAUUACCAUUUCAACAUUCAUUUGAACCAAGAUUAAGAGCAAUGAUUUCAGCGGGGAAAUAUGAUACAGAAUGUCUUUUAAAGGCAUGUGAUGGUGAUGAUGCAAUGUAUGAAGCAGUUUUAGGAUGUUUAACUGUUGAUAUGAAUAAAAGAUUUGGACUUGAUCAAGUUUCAAAUUUAAUUAAUUCUUAA